AUGGCUUUCCUGCUUCCUUGGGCUCUGGCCUUCCUGGCGUCCCGCUGUGCGUUCGCCGCAGGGGUCGCAGGGGGCAUGCGGCCGUCAGGCCGCCUGUUGUGUCACGCCGCGCCGCCCCAGAUCCAGGUGAGUGGAAGCCCUGAGUCUAAGCGGGCGUACUUCCGGCAGCUGUUCAGCAAGAGCUGGGAUGCCUUCCUCACAGAGCUGGAAGAACCGGGUGGUUGUUCCGUAGCAGUCCUUUGCAAGCCGUCUCCAGGUUCCGUUGGAGCAACACUGCGAGUAUGUGCCCUUCUUGGAGUGCCCUUCUUGCUGGUGCUUGGUGGCUUGGGCUCUGCUGCGCGGAACAAAGAGAUCCGCAUUUCGCAGCUGCAGCGACGGCCCGACUGGGGCGUCGCCCUGCUCACACCACCCGAAGAGGUGCGUUUGUCGGAAGCCUUGGGUGAGCUCAAGGUUUUGGGCUUCCACACCUUGGGGCUCAGCUGUUCCGAGGAGGCAACCGAGCUUUGGGAAGCAGACCUCAGACAUGACCGCAUGGCCUUCAUCUUUGGAGAGGACGGCCUGGAUCAGAUUGCAACCAAAGAAGUACACGCCAUAGCCCGCAUUCCGAUCGAAGAGGGGCGCGGCUGCCGACUGUCGCUGCCGCACUCUGCCUCCAUGGUCUUCUACGAGCACCAGCGGCAGCGUGAAUGCAGUUGCCAGGAGCUGCAAGACAUCAAAAAGUUCGGACUCAUGUGGAAGGGCGAGGCGCUUGAGUUCAACGAGCUGCGUGAGGCAUGUGCGGACGAGACUGGCUUCUUGCAGCUGGUUGAGGAGCGCCUUGAGGUGAUGGAGACCACCGAAGCAACUGCUUCGAAGUCCAGCGGCGGCUUUCAUCGCAUGCUGCAGCGCUGGUUUCACGGCGGGGCCAGGAUUCACCGGGAGGGUGCCACCAAUGCGCCGUGGGACUGUCAAGUCGAUGUGCUCCUUCGCUGGGACGGCUCCAUGCUGAACCUCAGUACUCUUCAUGAAGCAGUGCAGGCUGUGCAGCGCCAGCAUCCCAUGCUGCGAGCGCGACCGCCUCUCGAUGACAGCACCGACUUGAAGUUGGGAUGCCGAGAUAGCGGCUUCUCUACCACAGUUGCUGCUACAUGGUCCUUGCUUUGCGAGGAGAUCGUUGUGCCACGUCGCCUACGUGAGCUAGUCGCAAAGGCCAUGUUCUUUUGCUGGCCACGCACUGCCAUACUCGAGGACGCUGCCGCUUUCAACAUCCCCGUGCUAUCCCAGAGCCUGGAGAGCGGCAGCAAGUGCAAUGCUGAUGAAGUCUACCGUGUGAUGAACGACUCCGGUUGGGCGUGGUGGGACGCCACAUCGGCUCUCAACAUGUGCCUGGUCAAUAUGCAGACCGAUGAGCAGGUCGUACAGUUUUUGUACUGCAGCAUCACGCACAAGUACGCGGAUGGUGGGGCUAUUGCCGCCUUCGUGCAUUCGCUGCAAGAGGCUUACCAAGCUCUGGCCCGUGGCGAGGUGCCUUCUGGCUCCGAGCAUCCAAUCCUGGCUGUGCAGCAGCAGCGGCUGCGGCGCUACCUGAGUGGCGCUCCCGGACAAGAGGGUGCUGUGGACGUGUACUUGUUCGACAUUGUCAACGAUACCUACUACCACAAAUGGGGUCAUAGCGUUGGGGUGCAGUUUACCCGCGGAGUUUGCGACACUCUUCGGAUGGCGGGACAGCGGAUGGCAUGCAGCGAGGAGAUUGCCUGGCUUGCAUGCAUCGUCGCCGCAAUGUUCCGGAUGCUUCCUGACAAGUUGCUCCGCAUCAUGGUGGUGCACAAUGGCAGGUUGGGGGAUGCUGAGGGGGCCGUGGCAUGCACCAGCAACUACGUGAUGCUGUCAAUUCCAUGCCUCGAUGCUUCAGCGACGCCGCUUGCUGACAUUGCCUCGCGGGUCAAGUAUGCCAUCACGCACGGAAAGUUCCGGCGGCCCACAACUUGUGAACAGGCGCAUGCACGGAUCAACAUCGGAGGAAUGAUUGGGAAAGACGGCGACUUCACACAAGUGUUCAAGUCGUCUCGAUGCAGGUCUUCUGCGUGGAGUCGUGCUCCUUAUGUGAUCCAGCUUCGGAUGGACAAUGAGGGCGGCGUUUGGUGCGUGAAGGACUUCAAGUGCCACGAGUUCGUGGAUCCGACCACAUUCUGGACUGCGGCAGUCUGCAUUGGCAGGGAGAUUGCUGAGGGUGCAUAUACCAACCCAAUUGAGCCUUUGGCUUGA
Symbiodinium sp. CCMP2456 is the source of this 2244-nucleotide messenger RNA. NCBI's taxonomy places the organism in Eukaryota, Dinophyceae, Suessiales, Symbiodiniaceae. The record is from the annotation of a GenBank genome assembly.